This is a messenger RNA of Pongo pygmaeus (Bornean orangutan), 6588 nucleotides long. RefSeq names its product dynamin binding protein (gene DNMBP). Gene Ontology annotation, biological process: cilium assembly; intracellular signal transduction. Gene Ontology annotation, molecular function: guanyl-nucleotide exchange factor activity; protein binding. Gene Ontology annotation, cellular component: cytoplasm. The coding region runs from base 275 to 5008 and encodes 1577 amino acids. NCBI's taxonomy places the organism in Eukaryota, Metazoa, Chordata, Mammalia, Primates, Hominidae. The record is from RefSeq and is a predicted model, not a curated record. The transcript is spliced from 18 exons.
GCCCCCGGGGCCGCGCGGACCGCGCCGGCAGAGGCGGAAGCCUGAGCGGGAGGCGGGGCGGCGCGCUGACUCACACGGGAUCCACCCGACCGCUGCUUCCAGGGGCGGAGGUGACAGCGGGCCGGGGACGGGCGGCUGCAACUGCCUGCUGCGCCGAGGGACAGCCAGGCGGCGGAAAGCAGCAUUGGCCAGGACUUCUAGAACUGUGUCAAAACAGCUGCUACACUAACGGGCAUCUUUGUCUUGUUCUCAGUCUUAAAAAGAGUUAUAAAACAUGGAGGCUGGCUCAGUGGUUCGAGCCAUUUUUGACUUCUGCCCUAGCGUAUCAGAAGAACUGCCGCUCUUUGUGGGAGAUGUUAUUGAGGUGCUGGCAGUGGUGGAUGAAUUUUGGCUUCUAGGAAAGAAGGAGGAUGUUACAGGACAGUUCCCCAGCAGUUUUGUGGAAAUUGUGACCAUUCCCAGUCUAAAAGAGGGAGAGAGGCUGUUUGUGUGCAUUUGUGAAUUCACAUCCCAAGAAUUGGAUAAUCUUUCCCUCCAUCGAGGUGACCUGGUGAUUCUCGAUGGCAUUCCCACUGCAGGCUGGCUGCAGGGCCGAAGCUGCUGGGGCGCACGGGGCUUCUUCCCGUCUUCGUGUGUCCGCGAGCUCUGCCUCUCCUCACAGAGCCGGCAGUGGCACUCCCAGAGCGCCCUGUUUCAGAUUCCGGAAUAUUCCAUGGGACAAGCCCGGGCCUUGAUGGGGCUUUCUGCUCAGCUGGAUGAAGAGCUGGACUUCAGGGAAGGGGAUGUGAUCACCAUUAUUGGAGUUCCUGAACCAGGCUGGUUUGAAGGGGAGUUAGAGGGCCGAAGAGGCAUUUUUCCAGAAGGUUUUGUAGAGUUGUUGGGGCCCCUGAGGACUGUGGAUGAGUCAGUAAGUUCUGAAAAUCAAGAUGACUGCAUUGUUAAUGGUGAAGUAGUUACCCCUGUAGGAGAAGAAGAGAUAGGGCCGGAUGAGGAUGAGGAGGAGCCAGGGACCUACGGGGUCGCCCUGUACAGAUUCCAAGCCCUGGAGCCAAAUGAGCUGGAUUUCGAGGUCGGGGAUAAAAUCCGAAUUCUGGCGACCUUGGAAGAUGGCUGGCUGGAAGGAUCCCUGAAGGGCAGGACAGGCAUCUUUCCUUACCGGUUUGUGAAAUUAUGUCCUGACACACGGGUAGAGGAAGCCAUAGCUCUGCCCCAGGAAGGCAGCCUUGCCAGGAUCCUGGAAACUUCUUUGGAUUGUUUGGAGAACUCCGUAGGAGUAGAGGAACAAAGACAUGAAACCAGUGACCAUGAGGCCGAGGAGCCUGACUGCAUUAUUUCUGAAGCACCCACUUCUCCCCUCAGUCAUCUGACUUCAGAGCAUGACGCAGACAGAAACUCUUAUCAGGAUGAGGACAGCGCAGGAGGGCCCCCGAGAAGCCCAGGCGUGGAGUGGGAAAUGCCUCUUGCCACAGACUCUCCAACCUCUGACCCUACAGAGAUAGUCAAUGGUAUUUCCUCCCAACCUCAGGUCCCUUUUCAUCCCAACUUGCAGAAAAGCCAGUAUUAUUCUACAGCGGGAGGGAGCCACCUGCACUCAGAACAGUACCCUGACCUUCUUCCCCUAGAAGCAAGGACUAGAGACUAUGCCAGCCUACCUCCCAAAAGAAUGUAUUCCCAGCUAAAAACUCUUCAGAAGCCAGUGCUCCCUCUUUACAGGGGCUCUUCUGUUUCAGCUUCAAGGGUAGUCAAACCCAGCCAAUUGAGUCCUCAGCUCCACGACCUAGCAAGUUAUGCUAAAAAGCACCACACGUCCAGCGUUUACUCUGUCUCAGAGAGAUUGGAGAUGAAGCCUGGUCCGCAAGCACAAGGGCUUGUUACGGAAGCAGCAACACAUUCACAGGGAGACGGCAGCACUGACCUGGACUCGAAGCUGACACAACAGCUGAUCGAGUUUGAGAAGAGCUUGGCAGGGCCCGGCACAGAGCCAGAUAAAAUUUUACGCCACUUUUCAAUCAUGGACUUUAACUCUGAGAAGGAUAUUGUCCGAGGUUCCUCAAAGUUAAUCACAGAGCAGGAGCUGCCGGAAAGGAGAAAGGCCCUAAGGCCACCACCACCUCGUCCCAGUACUCCAUUAUCCACUUCUCCCCAUUUGCUGGUUGACCAGAACCUAAAACCUGCACCACCCUUGGCGGUGCGACCCUCUCGUCCAGCUCCCCUGCCUCCCUCAGCACAGCAGAGAACGAAUGCGGUAUCCCCCAAGCUCCUAUCUCGACACCAUCCUACCUGUGAGACCUUAGAAAAAGAGGGCCCCGGACAUAUGGGAAAGAGUCUGGACCAGACCUCCCCAUGCCCCUUAGUGCUGGUGAGGAUUGAGGAAAUGGAACAGGACUUGGAUAUGUACAGUAGAGCUCAAGAAGAGCUAAACCUCAUGCUGGAGGAGAAGCAGGAUGAAUCAUCAAGGGCAGAGACCCUCGAGGAUCUCAAGUUCUGUGAAAGUAACAUUGAAAGUUUGAAUAUGGAACUCCAGCACCUAAGAGAAAUGACGCUCCUCUCCUCCCAGUCUUCAUCACUGGUGGCCCCUUCUGGGUCUGUGUCCACCGAAAAUCCAGAGCAGAGGAUGCUGGAGAAGAGAGCCAAGGUCAUAGAAGAACUUCUUCAGACAGAAAGAGACUACAUUCGGGAUCUGAAAAUGUGUAUUGAGCGGAUCAUGGUACCCCUGCAGCAGGCACAGGUACCAAACAUUGAUUUUGAGGGACUUUUUGGAAAUAUGCAGAUGGUAAUUAAGGUCUCGAAGCAAUUAUUGGCUGCUCUGGAAAUCAGCGAUGCUGUAGGACCUGUGUUUCUUGGUCACCGGGAUGAGCUUGAGGGAACAUACAAGGUUUACUGCCAGAAUCAUGAUGAGGCCAUUGCGCUGCUUGAAAUCUACGAGAAGGAUGAGAAGAUCCAGAAGCACCUUCAGGACUCCUUGGCAGAUCUGAAGAGCCUAUACAACGAAUGGGGAUGCACAAAUUAUAUUAACCUGGGCUCCUUCCUCAUCAAACCAGUACAGAGAGUAAUGCGUUACCCGCUGUUGCUAAUGGAGUUGCUGAAUUCCACCCCAGAAUCCCACCCAGAUAAAGUGCCUUUAACCAAUGCAGUCCUUGCGGUCAAAGAAAUCAACGUUAACAUUAAUGAAUAUAAACGGCGAAAGGACCUGGUCCUCAAGUACCGUAAGGGUGAUGAAGAUAGCCUUAUGGAGAAAAUUUCCAAACUGAACAUCCACUCCAUCAUCAAGAAAUCCAACCGAGUUAGCAGUCACCUGAAGCAUCUCACUGGCUUUGCUCCUCAGAUAAAAGAUGAAGUAUUUGAAGAAACAGAAAAAAACUUCCGAAUGCAAGAAAGAUUGAUUAAGUCUUUUAUCCGAGACCUGUCUCUCUACCUCCAGCACAUCCGGGAGUCCGCAUGUGUGAAAGUGGUGGCUGCUGUGAGCAUGUGGGAUGUGUGCAUGGAGAGAGGACACCGGGACCUGGAGCAGUUCGAGAGGGUGCAUCGCUACAUCAGUGACCAGCUCUUCACAAACUUUAAGGAGAGGACAGAGCGGCUUGUCAUCUCCCCCUUAAAUCAGUUACUGAGCAUGUUUACAGGGCCCCAUAAGCUGGUACAGAAACGCUUUGACAAGCUCCUGGACUUCUAUAACUGUACAGAACGGGCAGAGAAGCUAAAGGACAAGAAGACCCUGGAGGAGCUGCAGUCGGCCCGGAACAACUAUGAAGCCCUGAAUGCACAACUGCUGGAUGAGCUGCCCAAGUUCCACCAGUAUGCCCAGGGCCUCUUCACCAACUGUGUCCACGGCUAUGCUGAAGCCCACCGUGACUUCGUGCACCAGGCUCUGGAGCAAUUAAAGCCACUGCUUUCGUUACUCAAAGUGGCCGGUAGAGAGGGAAACCUUAUUGCCAUCUUCCACGAAGAGCACAGCAGAGUUCUGCAGCAACUCCAGGUUUUUACCUUCUUCCCGGAGUCUCUUCCAGCUACCAAGAAGCCGUUUGAGAGGAAAACCAUUGACCGCCAGUCUGCUCGAAAGCCGCUCCUGGGCCUGCCAAGUUACAUGCUACAGUCAGAAGAACUCCGGGCCUCCCUCCUGGCCAGGUAUCCCCCUGAAAAACUCUUCCAGGCAGAACGGAACUUCAAUGCUGCUCAAGACUUGGAUGUCUCACUUUUGGAAGGUGACCUGGUGGGUGUGAUUAAGAAAAAAGACCCCAUGGGCAGUCAGAACCGCUGGCUGAUUGACAAUGGAGUCACCAAAGGCUUCGUGUACAGCUCCUUCCUAAAGCCCUACAAUCCUCACCGCAGCCACUCCGAUGCCUCCGUGGGCAGCCACUCCUCCACAGAGUCUGAGCACGGCAGCUCCUCCCCCAGGUUCCCACGCCAGAACAGUGGCAGCACCCUGACCUUCAACCCCAGCAGCAUGGCUGUAUCCUUUACCUCGGGGUCUUGCCAGAAGCAGCCUCAAGAUGCAUCUCCUCCGCCAAAGGAAUGUGACCAAGGAACUCUCAGUGCAUCCCUAAAUCUGAGUAAUUCAGAGAGUAGUCCUUCCAGAUGCCCUUCAGACCCAGACUCUACCUCCCAGCCAAGGUCAGGGGACUCUGCAGAUGUAGCUAGAGAUGUAAACCAACCCACUGCCACGCCAAGGAGCCACCGGAACUUCAGGCAUCCAGAAGUAGUUGGCUACUCCGUACCAGGACGAAAUGGGCAAAGUCAAGACCUCGUCAAAGGAUGUGCAAGAACAGCCCAGGCUCCGGAAGACAGAAGUGCAGAGCCAGACGGCAGUGAGGCAGAAGGCAACCAGGUCUAUUUUGCUGUCUACACCUUCAAGGCACGAAACCCAAAUGAGCUGAGCGUGUCAGCCAAUCAGAAACUCAAGAUCCUCGAGUUUAAAGAUGUUACAGGAAAUACAGAGUGGUGGUUAGCUGAGGUUAACGGGAAGAAGGGCUACGUUCCCUCCAAUUAUAUCCGCAAAACCGAGUACACCUGAGCCCAUGUUGCCUGCCACCCAGCCUUGCUGCCUUUGCUUUCAGUCCGCCGAGGGUUCUGGCGGCCCACCGAGAGGGCGCCUGCUCCUGAGACACAUGCCCUGUCUGCGUUGCUUAACCAUGGCAUGGUGGAGCACACCACAGAUCUUGUUCUUGAUUGGGUUGUAAACCUUGAUGCUCACUAGAAUCUCUAGAAUUUGAAACGGACCCUGGGGCUUUGCAAAUGACUUAGUGACCAUGAGAAGAGAGACAGGUGUUGGAGCUGGCUUUUGGGAAGGAGAAACUUGCAGUCAGAAGCCCAGUGUCCUAUGUAUGCAGGAAGCUGUGCUCUAGCAAUAGACAGUGUUGGUAGUGGUUGUGCUGUACUGCGUUUGGGGUGGCCCCAUGUUCCAUGCUCAGCUGACCGGAUGCCAACUCAGAUGAAAAGAAUUCAUGGCUCUGGGACCCCGUGAGGCAGUGCUUGCACGUGGCCGGGGGUUUGUCGGGAUUGAACCAAACCUAGUGCUUCAAAGCUCCUGGGACACCUCCAGUGUCCAGCACACAUUCUCAUACAUACUGCCUCUAAUUUCUAAAGUCCCUAAAGCACUACCUUCUGUAACCUUGUUUCUUUUACUCUAUUCCCAGAUUAGUUAUGCAAAGUUCAACUGCUUUCUACUUUUAUAGAAGUGUUUAGGGUCUUUAUUUUCUGUUGACCCUUCAUCUGAAAGAUUCUCUUCCCUUGUUAGGUACAAUCACUGCCCCCCCCCCCUUUUUUUUUUUGAGAUGGGGUCUUGCUAUGUUGCCCAGGCUGGUCUUAAACACCUGGGCUCAAGCAACCCUCCCACCUCUCUGCUGGGAUUACAGGUGUGAGCCACCGUACCGCAACCUCAAUGACACCUUUCUGAUGGUCUUUACACGGUCUGUGAUGUCUGGUGGCCCCCUGUCCUGGACUCAAUAAUUAAUAGAUUUUCCUAGAAUAACAGUAUAAGAGCUCCAGCCAUUCCAUUAAAAGUAUUAGUUCUGCUUUGAGCUGAAACCAGUUGAGCCUAGUGAAAGACUGGAUGUCUUUCUUCUUCAUCCAAGCGCCCUAAUGACUGUUUAGUUACAUCCAUAGAUGCAGACAACAUAACACCUGUGACUUACUUGAAUUGGGAUAAGCCAUUCCAGAAGUAGCUUAUCCUAGACUUGGAAAUAAGAUUUUUUCACCACUAACUUCCAUGCUUCAGAGAUGACAUUCAAAGCCAGAUUCCCAAGUGCCUGAUCAUACCUCCCAGUCUCAGGAAGAUAUUUGCUUACCCCUUAGACCAAGAAUCUUAAGAUCUUCCCCAGCUAUGAAGCCUAUCUUGGAAUGGGAAACCAUGAGAUUUGUCUUUUAAAAGAAAGGGAAGAAAUAGCCUUACAGCCCCCUGUUCCUCCAAGUGCACAUUUAGCCUUAAAAUCCUGGGAGUCUGGGGAGACACCAUGGAGUCCUUAUAUCCACAGUGUCUCUGCUGGUCGUGGUCAGAAGGCAGUAAUGCAAGAGUCCUUUUGUGAAGAGUGUUUCUAUGUAGAGAUGUUUAUAUUUAAGUAGUUCUUUUAUAAAUAAAAGCAUUUCUAAUGGCCA